This is a messenger RNA of Stegodyphus dumicola, 3116 nucleotides long. RefSeq names its product NAP domain-containing protein SET (gene Set). Gene Ontology annotation, biological process: nucleosome assembly. Gene Ontology annotation, cellular component: nucleus. The record is from RefSeq and is a predicted model, not a curated record. NCBI's taxonomy places the organism in Eukaryota, Metazoa, Arthropoda, Arachnida, Araneae, Eresidae.
AGCUUGUGGUCGGCGAAAUUAAUCUCUUGGUCUUGGACGUUGUGGAUUGUGUCGUGUAGUUUUAUUGCGAAUUUCAUUAUUCAUUGUUGUUUCAGUGUAUCAAAAUUUUGCAAUGUCUGCGAGUGGAGCUACUCCAAAAAAGAUGAAGAAAGUGGAAGUGGGAGAUGGUGAAGAAAGCCGAGAUUAUGAUGCAGAAACACAAAAAGCAUUAGAAGAAAUCGACGCUUGUCAGAAUGAAAUCGACGCUUUGAAUGAAAAAGCAAGUGAAGAAAUCCUUAAAGUUGAGCAGAAGUACAACAAAUUAAGGAAACCAUACUUCGAAAAGCGGAAUGAGCUGAUUCGAAAGAUACCUAACUUUUGGGUGACCGCUUUUGUAAAUCAUCCCCAAAUUUCUGCUAUCCUUGAUGAAGAAGAAGAAGAAUGUCUGCAUUUUCUGACCAAAUUGGAAGUUGAGGAAUUUGAAGAUAUUAAAUCAGGUUAUAGAAUUAAGUUCUACUUCGAUGAAAAUCCAUAUUUUGAAAAUGAUGUCAUUGUCAAAGAGUUCCACCUCGGUUCUUCAGGUGAUCCAGCUUCUCAGUCAACUCCUAUUAAAUGGAAAGAUGGAAUGGAUUUAACCAAAAGACAUAAAGAAAGACAGGCACAGAUGAAAAAUAGCCGGAAAAGGGCACAUGAAACACCAAGGACAUUUUUCACAUGGUUUGCUGAUCAUGGAGAUGCAUCUGCAGACGAUAUAGCUGAAGUUAUAAAAGAUGAUAUGUGGCCAAAUCCACUACAAUACUUUUUAGUUCCAGAUAUUGAAGUAGAGAAUGGAAUAGAAGGUGAAGAAGAUGAAAGUGAGGAUGACGAAGUAGAUGAUUCAGUAGUUGUAGUUGAGGAAGAAGGUGAUGGUGAAGAUGAGGAGGAUGAUGGAGAAGGUGAAGAAGAGGAUGAAGAAGAAGUAUAUGAAGAAGGUGAGGAAGAUGCUGGUGAAGGUAUUGAGGAAGCUGAAGGUGAAUUGGAAGCAGAGGGUGCAGAAGGUGAACAGGAUGAAUGAAGCAAAAAAGAGAAAUAAAAGCUGCCACCACACAGUACAGUCCAUUGCAUACCUGUGUUUUGUAGCAUGGGGCCACACUUUAGAAUUUCUUUUGGUAUUGGGUGGUGCAAAAAGCAAAGCAAGAGAGCUUAGAAUAAUUUUAUUGCUUUAUGUAAAAUAAUUUUUGAUUCUUUAUUGAUACGUUUCUAAUGAGUUUUUCUUUGCGCUUCUGCAUGUUUUAAUUUUUUGAAUUUUGAUAUUUCAAGAUUAUAUUUUGUAUCUUUUUCUCUAAAUUUUGUUAUUUUAAUUUAUUGCUAAAUAAGAAAUUUGUCUGGGGUAUCUGCAUUUUUUUGACUCUAAAAAAUUAACUGAAAUGCAUAUUGUAUUUAUAAAUAUAACACUGAUCAUGGAAUUAUGUUUAAUUCAAUGAUAUGUUUAUUGAAUUUAAACUGUAUAUAUCAAGAAAGAUUAGUUUUUAUGUUUUGAAAAUUUUUUGCAGAUUUUCUGUGGUUAAAUAAGACUUUCUCUGCUUUGUGUUUUGCAGUCAUUACAAAUUUGAGGCAUUAUUUAUGCAGAUAAAAUGUUACACUAUGUAAAUAUUUUUAAUGAAACAAUUCAGUGUGAGGUCUGUGCAGCUUUGAAUUACCAAUAAGGAAUUUACAUAAUGCAAAUAUAUCGUAAAUUCACAUGUUACUGUCGUUAAUCAUUUUUGACAAUAAGAUCUGUUGAUGCAAGACUGCAAUUUUAUCGCAUCAUAUGGCCAUCCAGUUCUUCAUACCAGUGUUAGCACUUCACUACUGUUCUCAAGUGCUUUUCCCCCUCUAUAUCAUAAUUUUUUGUGUGGCCUGUCCAUUAUCAUCAUGAAAUGGCAAGCGCAUCCAUUUGUGUCUAAAAUGUUACAUGUCUUGAAUUAUGUUUGGGGAUUCAAGAAAACAAGGCACUUUUUGAACAGUAACAUAGUUCACAAUGGAUGUGUUGUCAAGCAUUUUAAAUACUCAUGAAAAUACCUGCAUUAUCUAGCUAAACAUUUUCAAACCUAAAAGACUUUGUCAGUUGAAUUGGCUGUCUGUAAACAUUUCUGUCAAUUCUUAGUAAACUUUGUAAAAUCUUUCUUAUUAUUUGUGGCUCAUUAUUUGAUCUGCAUUUGUAUAUCUCCUGCCUGCCUCAUAAAACAGGUUUAUGUUCAUGUACUCUGCUGUGUAAGGUGAAAACAAGCUUGUAUAGUGUAUAUAAUUCUGAAGGUGAGAACUGUUAGUUUGAUAACUGUAGCUGAAAAGCACUUAAACCUCUGCAUAAAAAAAAAUGAAAAAAGAAAAGGGUCAUUCCAUCUUUGCUUCCCCACCUUUCAUAUUUUUUACAUCUUUACAUCAGUUUUAUGUGUUCACUUUAUAGCCGUUGCUUAUUAUAAGUAAACAGGUCUAUUGUAAAGUGUUUUAAAUCAUGUACAGAUUGAAAGAAAAAGAAAGGAGAACUUAAAGUUAAAUCUUAAGUUUUAUUGCACUUUUACGUUAUUGAAUCAUCCAGAAGUAAACAUUUGCCUGUAAGAUGUUUUUCUCAAUUAAAUGGUUUAAUAUAAAGCGCUCCCAAUUUUAUAACUUUUCUAUCAUUUUUUAGUGAUACACUUACAUUUACAAAUCACACAGUUUAAAGCAAAGGUAUAAAUGGAUUCAUUUUAUGAAUUAGAUCAAAUACUAAGUAACUAAUAUUUGUCUGAAAAGUUAUAUUAAGUCAAAUUAAACAUUAAAAGAUUCAGCCCAUCUUCUAGUUGUAUAUUUUUUUCUAUGAUAAUUUUGUUACGUAUAUGUCAUCAGUGCAUUCAUGUAGAUGGUUUCAUAUUGUUAAUUAGUUAUUUCCUCAUUCAUAUAGACACUUGAAAUUUUAUAUAUAUAUAUAUUUUUUAGAACAGCGAUAUGUUUAUUUGAACUGUAUUUUCAUUAGGGAAACACUACACUUCUUUUCGUUUUAUUGUGAGUUUUAACCUUUGGCAUUGAAUUAUUUUUUAAACUUCUUAAUAAGUUUUCUUUAUUUUGAAUAGUGUGAGAAGUAUGAUUGUAUAGUGAAAUAUGCUGUUGGUAUUUUCAAUUAAAGCAACUUACUCAUGACA